Lachancea nothofagi CBS 11611 is the source of this 1221-nucleotide messenger RNA. The record is from the annotation of a GenBank genome assembly. Lineage: Eukaryota; Fungi; Ascomycota; Saccharomycetes; Saccharomycetales; Saccharomycetaceae.
AUGGGGUUUUCUUAUUGGGGACCUCUUUUAGUGGAGCGCGCAGCCUUUAAUCGCAGAGACCAUCAACUGGUUCAGAAAGCAGUAGAGUACCUGGCCUCCAUACAUUCGAGCGACUCUCCACACUUGCAUCUACUCCUCCAGUCAGGCUACAAACCCUCUCAAGACGUUGCAGAGGAUUUGUUUGCAAGGCCUAAUGUGGCUACUACCGAAAGCAUCGCAAUUCACAAAAUAAUAGCACAUGAAUACUCUAAUGCCAUUGGACUUCUUGAAAAUGAUAAUAGCAUUCAGUAUCUGCAAAGAAUUGAGACCAUAACACAAGUCUUGAUUUUAAGCCGAAAGUGGAAAUCAAUUGAUGAGCUUGAUUCACGGCUUAGUUCUUAUGCCAAGUCUAAGGGCGACAAACUAGAGCCAAAUGACAGACUUCUCAGCACAAAAAUCAAACUUUUGUUUACAGCAGCCAAUUACUUACAAGGCAGAUAUCUGGAUUGUCUCCGGUGUUUUUUGACGGUGCUGGAAGAGGAUGCCACAGUAAUUGAUGUGCUAACGAGAGAAAGUGUUUGCACAUUUUGCACCAAUGACGAGCUAGUCAUGAUGAUUUCGAUUUCUGCAAUAGUUGCACUUUCAUUAGAUCACUAUGAAGAUUUUUUACAAUUGGAAGAUUUGGCACCUUUCUACAAUAUUGCGCAGCCGUUUUCGAAGUGGCUUUCGUUAUUGAUACAAACAAGUUACCGUGAUUUUUUACAGGAAUGGGACAAGAUUGACUCCAAGUGUUUGUCAAGCUUAUUUCUUUCACAAAAAUGGAGGGAGGCUCGAAAGUCAAUGAGAGACAAGAUAUAUGUUUUCUAUUUGCGAAUCUCAAAUUACGUCGAAAUACCUUACUUGUCCAAAACAUUACAAAUUGAUUUAAAAACUGUUUGUGAUGAUCUUCACGAGCUUAUAGAGGGCCUGAAGCUGAACUUUAUAAUCAAAGACCUUGUGGUGUGCUAUAAGAACAGGUACGAUAUUUCAAAUUUGGCCGAUGGCUUAAUUUCAUCCAAUCAGUUAUUGCUAGAAAGGUCAGAAGCUAUUAGAAUGCAAAAUGAUGUUCUGAGAUCUAAGGUCCAGGAAUCAAUCAUUACGAAUAAUUCUCGAGAAGAAGAUAGGAACUGUAAUAGGCGCUCAGUAAACAACGUGUUUGAUGAGGGUCAUGAAGAGUGUAAUUCGAUGUUUGAGACAGACUAA